This is a messenger RNA of Chanos chanos (milkfish), 888 nucleotides long. RefSeq names its product somatostatin receptor type 5. Gene Ontology annotation, cellular component: plasma membrane. Gene Ontology annotation, biological process: G protein-coupled receptor signaling pathway. Gene Ontology annotation, molecular function: G protein-coupled receptor activity. NCBI's taxonomy places the organism in Eukaryota, Metazoa, Chordata, Actinopteri, Gonorynchiformes, Chanidae. The record is from RefSeq and is a predicted model, not a curated record. The coding region runs from base 1 to 888 and encodes 295 amino acids. The transcript is spliced from 3 exons.
AUGCCUGCCAUUGUGAACCUUCUUUUCAACACUGUGUCAACCAACACCACAAUCUCCUUCUCCCUGGUGCUGCCUCUGGUCAGCGUCCUGUCUCUGCUGGUGGGGGUCGGCGGCCAUCUGCUCAUGUGGUUGGUUUUGAUGCGUAACCGACGGCGACGCUCUAAGCCCAGUUCCGUUCUGUUGUUGAACCUUAGCUUGGCAGACCUGUGUGCCCUGCUUACAUUGCCAUGUGUCCUCCUCAGUGCCAGCUAUCAGAACUGGCAGCUAGGGGGAGGUAUCUGUGUGCUGCUGGGUUUUAUGACCUCUCUCACCGCCGGUGUAGACAUCUUCAGUCUGGCUGCAUUGUCGGUUCUUCGCUACCGCAUAGUGGCUCCUCCCGCAAGGCCCCCAGCCAGCCCCACACAGGUAGCGGGCACGGUGGCAGUGAUCUGGCUGGUCUCUGUUACCAUGGCACUGCCAAAGGUCACGUAUAUCCAGUUUGAUGGGGGUUGCACGUGGUCGGUGGGAAGGGGUCAGUGGCUUGGUUUCCUCGUCCCGGCGUUCCUGGUCUACUACGUGGCCCCUCUUCUUUGCAUCGCGCUCAACUGCGGCCUGAUCAUCACGCACCUGUAUCGAUGCCGCGGUACUUUGUCAGCUGACCGACGGAACAAGAAGGCCACCGCACUUCUCAUUGGCUCCACUCUGGUGUUUGCUGUCAGCUGGCUGCCCUAUUACGUUCUAGAGUUUGUCAAUAUCAUGUCACCACAUGUCAACUCAAUGUCCUCACCUCCCAACUGGCCGCUGGGCUCCACCCCGUCUCCUAGCCCCACCAUGUCAUCGUCUGAUACGGAGCCUUACGUCAGUUACGGGCACUUUUCCCUGCUCUUCCGAAACGAUGGGGGGCCAUAA